GUCGGCUUGGUAUGAAGAGGCGCGGCUGUCAGAGACGCAACGACAUCUAACACACCUAAAGAAGAAAGCUCUUCAUAUUUCCCUGCAGGUUAGUCUUUCUUACCAACAAUGUCGGCCAGACGGCUCGUUGGACAAGCCCGUGAGUUUUCUCAGUACCCAGCACCUGUACAAGUAUGUUCCAAGGUUCUUUGUUGCAUCCUGCCCAUUGCUCAGAUAGCAAUUGGGGCAGUAUACCUGCAUGACUGUCCCCGGCAGCCCUACAUCCCCAUCUACCUGAUUGUUGUGGGGGUCUUUGGCAUCAUUCUGUCAGUGCUGCCCUGUCUCCCCGGCACCCAGGACCCCAAAGAUGCACCCCCCACCCCGCUGGGCAGGAUCUGCACAUGCUGGAACUCCCUUACAUCUAUCUUCCUAUUCUGCUGGUUUAUCACUGGAAAUGUGUGGAUCUACUCGAUUUAUCAGCCAAACUACAACAAGACCACAACAGCUGUCGAUCCCUUCUGCGACAAGACGCUUUACUUGUUCGCCUUCUGGAGCACCACGCUGAUCUACAUCCUGCUGGGCUUGUUCCUGCUGAUCGGCUUCUGCGUUUUAUUUUGUUUCUGUCUGUGUGGCCGGGCCGACCCCGACGACAACAUCUGAAGGCUGUGUGACACAACGUGAACUAAGGGAGGAUACGUCUCAUGGGGCUGCUUACGACGAGUUUGCUGAUGAAGCUGUUCGGUUUUUCUGUUGCACUUUCACCGACGCCUGAAACAAACAUCUGUUGUUACAUGAAAUGUCCUUUAAAGAAACGUGUCCUCAAAUCUGGAGAGAAAACAACAGAAUGAGUUGCAUUCUCUUCCCCUACCCCGCGAGAUGUGCAUUUUACCCUCAGAUAAAGCACUUUUUUUAAUUUGAAUCACUGUAAAUGAUGCCUCUAAAUCAGGGGUCGGCAACCCGCGGCUCUAGAGCCGCCCUAGUGGCUCCUGGAGCUUUUUAUAAAAUGUUUGACCUUUUUUUUCCUUUUUUUCUUCUUUUUUUCUUCUUUUCUUCCUUUUUUCUUCUUUUUUCCUUUUUUCUUUUUUUCUCUUUUUUUCUUCCUUUUUCUUUUACUUUUUAAUAUUGACAUUUCAACUUUUUUCUCGAAAUUUUGACUUUUUUCUCGACAUUUUCAUUUUUUUUCUCGACAUUUCGACUUUUUUCUCGACAUUUUGACUUUUUUCUCAAGAUUGUACUCCAACAUUAAUCUCAACAUUUCGACUUUUUUCUCGACAUUUUGACUUUUUUCUUGACAUUUCGACUUUUUUCUCGACAUUUCGACCUUUUUCUCGAAGUGCAUAAUGAAAAGAAAAAUCUUCCCCCAGUUAUAACUAAUAUAGAUACAUGCAGCAUGUGUUUUAAGGCUUAUACAAGACUUUUCAUUUUUUGCGGCUCCAGACAUAUUUGUUUGCUUUUUUGGUCCAAUAUGGCUCUUUCAACAUUUUGGGUUGCCGACCCCUGAUCUAAAUAGUUUCUGAUUGAUGAGCAUUUUCUGCUUCCCGCUUGAGUAGAAUGAAUUAUUUUGUUGGACUUUUCUUUUUCAUAUUAUUUGGAAACACAUUUAGAGUAUCUACUUCAUGUUGAGCCUCAAAUCUGGCUGUAACUAGUUUUAGUUUUCAUUUUUAUUUAAAAUGUAUCUUGUAUUGUACUGUAUUGUAUUGCUCUUGUCUUCUGUGUUUAAAACCUAAAUAUUGA
Molecule: messenger RNA, 1713 nt
Organism: Cololabis saira (Pacific saury)
Lineage: Eukaryota; Metazoa; Chordata; Actinopteri; Beloniformes; Belonidae
Product: transmembrane protein 272-like
Exons: 5
Coding region: 109-639 (176 amino acids)
Source: RefSeq, a predicted model, not a curated record